This is a messenger RNA of Esox lucius (northern pike), 1275 nucleotides long. Its product is annotated as putative ubiquitin carboxyl-terminal hydrolase 50. Gene Ontology annotation, molecular function: cysteine-type deubiquitinase activity. Lineage: Eukaryota; Metazoa; Chordata; Actinopteri; Esociformes; Esocidae. The record is from RefSeq and is a predicted model, not a curated record. Bases 1 to 1275 code for a protein of 424 amino acids. Gene Ontology annotation, biological process: endosome organization; protein K48-linked deubiquitination; protein K63-linked deubiquitination. The transcript is spliced from 7 exons. Gene Ontology annotation, cellular component: cytosol; postsynaptic density; extrinsic component of endosome membrane.
AUGACUAACAAUGAUGUCCGGAUCACGUCAUGGCUUCCAAGCCAACUUCCCCCUGGAGAUGCCAGGCAGAUGGAGAACUCUGGAGAGGGCAUGCAGGACCAGAGCUGUUCUAUAACGGUCAGCCGUCUCAGGUCAGCCAAUCCCAGUCAUUGUUGUUGUCAGGUGAUCCCCAUGGAGGAGGGGGGGUGUAGCUCAGGACGCUGGAUGAGGGAGGAGCAGGGGGAGAAGGAGGAGGCCAGAUGGCCAGCAGGGGUGUGUGGCCUGACUAACUCUGGUAACUCCUGCUACAUGAACGCUGUCCUUCAGUCUCUCCUCUCCACUGUACCCCUGGUGGAACACCUCCUCAGUUCACACACACACAACCUCCUGGCCAAUCCUGUAGUGGGGGCGUUUGUGCGCCUCUUUCAGGUGGUGUGGCAGGGCCAUACCAACUGCACCUCCCUGAGGGAGGUGAGGGCAAUGGUCUCCUCUCUGCACCCCCAGUUCGACAACCAAUCACAGCAGGACGCCCAGGAGCUGCUCCUGGUCCUUCUCAACGCCCUGCACAACAACCUCAAGAAGAAGGGCGCGAGGCUUCUGACCCGUUCCACACAGCGGUCGCGUUGCGGCAGGAAGUUCGCCGGCGCGCCAUCAGCACCGGCGGAGUCUUCGGUGGUGACGUGUCUCUUCGAGGGGCAGCUCAGCUACCAGACGCUGUGCGGGCACUGUGAAGAACACACCCACAGCACCCAGGUCUUCACCGUCCUGUCUCUACCUCUGCCGACCGACGCGCACAAGUGCUCCCUGCAGGACUGCCUGUCCCUGUUCUUCCAGCAGUGUACGUUAACGUGUGGAGACCAGAAGUUGUGUCCACAGUGUGGAGUGAAGAGAGACACAGCUGUCCUGACCAGCUUGGCCGAAGCCCCCAGGGUCCUGGUGCUGCAUCUCCAACGUUUUGGAUGCCACGGGAUUGAGAAGAGGAAGCUGAGGACCAACGUGCUGUUCCCAUUGGAAGGUUUAGACCUGAAUCCCUUCCUGUCCAGCCCCUCAGCCAAUCACACCAAUUACUCUCUCUAUGCAGUGGUGAACCACACCGGAGACUUGAACAUGGGUCAUUACACAGCCCUGUGUCGCAAUGCACGGUCUGGCAGCUGGUACCACUUCGAUGAUGCAACAGUGAGAGAAGUGGAGGACUUCCUCGUCCAAUCUCCUAAUGCCUACCUCCUUCUGUACAGCCGUCAGCCUUUCCACGUGCCUGACAUACCCCGACCCGACUUGCCUUGCCCGAAAACAUAA